AUGAGUACCUCGGGUGACAAAGAAGUUGUUGAUAACAGCACUGAAAAACCAACUUCCCCUUAUGAGAAGCCAACACACUACCCGGUGAAGGGAGGACGCCUGAAGAGACCAAAAUCCUACAUUGUGUUUGCCUGGGUUUCCAUCGUGAUACGAAUGAUUCCCAGCCCAGAUUGGUUCGUGGGCGUAGACAGUCUUGACCUAUGCGAAGGUGACCAAUGGAAGGACAAGGUGACCAUUCAGCUGAACCCCAUCGACGCUGGGGUGGACAAGGGACUGACCUUUACCUCACCAGACUGGCCCAGCAAGGAGAAGAUUUCAGAGAUCACCAGCAAGAGCCCGAGCCACCCUGCAAGCCCAUUCUACUAUCCCAAGCUGAACAAGCUACCACGAAUUGGAACCUUGACGUUUGAGAAGGCUCCCAUCGACAUCUCAGAUGUUGAUAACCUUAGCGAUCUGCUUGAUGACAAUGACUACGUCGAGGAAGAGGGCACAUCCACGCCCAUAGAUUGCGAGGUAGCAGACUGGGGCAAAUGGGGCCCAUGCCAGGGCAAGUGUAAGACUGGCAGGAAGAUCAGGUACCGUGUCGUCGUGCAACCCGCCAUGAACGGAGGCGCUGAAUGCCCCACGCUGAGUGACGAGGCGUGAAGACCAGGACACUAGCAAGAUCAGAAAUCCAAGGUUUCUCUCAAUGUCGCCAACUUCCACGGACGCUAUAUACAGCUAGAAAUGCUACGUUCAGAGCUUGAGAUUUUAAUAAUAUGUUUAUCUACGUCUUGUCGCCAGAGGCCUUAUAACGAAGUAAGAAGUCAGUGACAUUUCUAUGUCCGUAAGGGCUCAGUUCUACAUUCAUUUUUAUGUCAGCAAGUGGUGUUUGGCUCAAAUCAUCAAACUGCUUGAUGUCUGUGUCUUGGUAUGCACCAUAUAUGCCUUUUUGGAGAGCUACAGAUAAAACUAGCAAAAAGUAAAAACAUUACACGUGUAAAUAAUACAGAGCAAAGAGUCAAUGAAUGUAACUUAAACAACUAUUUUUCUGUCGUUCGUUCUGCACUUAUUGGUAUGCAUAUGAUGUUAAAAACACGACGCGCCACGCAAUCCUGAUCAUUGGAAAUACAUAUAGGCUUAUUGCAGUUCUUUCAUGUUGACAGCAUGUUAUGUUAUCUAUGUAGUGUCAGGGAAUGCUUUCAUUAAAUCAUUUCAGAUAACUUUGGUGACUUUGGUA
Molecule: messenger RNA, 1219 nt
Organism: Lingula anatina
Lineage: Eukaryota; Metazoa; Brachiopoda; Lingulata; Lingulida; Lingulidae
Product: spondin-2
Source: RefSeq, a predicted model, not a curated record